GCACUACCGAUUCUGUAGCAGCUACUAGCACAAGGAGAAAUGGAGAAGUCUGUGCCGAACACGAAGAAGGCAAUGCAGGGCAAGGAGGAGAAGCCCGAGGUGCCGGCGAGCGACCCGGACCCGAGCGAGCUCGUGGCGGGGCAGCAGUCGCAGCUGCAGCGCGAGCACCAGCCGGCCAACAUCUCGGAGAUGAAGCCGCUCACGCGGGAGGCGUACGGCGGCGGGAUGUACGCGAACGAGGGGCUGGGGCAGCGGAGGGACCCCACCAAGCCGCCGGCCAGCGCCACGCAGAGCGCCGACGGACCCGAGGAGCCCGCGGGGAGGCCCAGGCACCCUCCACCGCCGUCCACCGGCGACCGCGACCUCGACAUCACCGGCCAGUCUUACAUCCAGUAGCCUGCCUUGUGUCGUGCACGACUGUUGGUUGUGUACGCUAGCUGUGUUUUGCUUCUGUCCGAGACAAGCUGUACGUGCGUGAUGCGUCGCGAUACGAUGUACGCUUCUCUAACUACUAGCGAACGAAUACAACUUCUCGUAAAGCUUCCGUGCACUAAUCAGGCCCAUGAAAUGGUAUGGGCUUGGUCCUUGGCAAAUACUACUUCUCGUUUCGUGAUGGUUGUGCCCCGAGCUUCA
Molecule: messenger RNA, 633 nt
Organism: Phragmites australis (common reed)
Lineage: Eukaryota; Viridiplantae; Streptophyta; Magnoliopsida; Poales; Poaceae
Exons: 1
Coding region: 40-396 (118 amino acids)
Source: RefSeq, a predicted model, not a curated record